GUGGAGUGCCAAUGGCCAACACAACACGAUGGGCACAGCAUCCACCGUCCGAUCUAAACCCAACGGGAAGAGAAGAGGCGAAGCGACCCACCUCCUCUCCUAGAUCAGUUCCUCGCCGUCGCCGACCCCCAUCACUCGCGCCUCGCCGCCCGCCGCCGGCCUCCUCCUCGCCGGAUCCGAUGUCUGCGCUCUUCAACUUCCACUCCUUCGUCACGGUCGUGCUGCUGCUGAUCUGCACCUGUACCUUCCUCAAGAUGCACUUCCCCUCCCUCCUCGUCCGCCGGACAGGAUUUCGUGGUUUCUUUUGGAAGGCUGCUAGGAUAGGUGAGCGCCUUAGCCCUUGGGUAGCCAUGGGAUGUUCUGUCAUGGGCAUAUCUAUUAUAUUUUAUUGAGAUCAGAAGAUAUUUUUGUGCUGCUAUUAUCUGGGGACAGCUUUGCCUGUAGAUAGGUGCAAACUGAUGCCCUUUGUGUCUUAAUUUGUUUAUAUCCUUGUUUCUUUUCCCUGUAAGCAUAAUAUGAACUUCAUCUAAACUGUUUUCCGCUUUCCACAUCAGAGAAGUGGGGGGGCUAGGAAAUUUUGGCAGAACUAUAGUCUAAUUUGUAUUUUUCUUGAGAUGUCAGGUUUUGCAGUCUUGUAGUCUGAUAUUCCUUGGUCAGUUUGUGGCAUUAUGAGUUUAUGACCAUGCU
Molecule: messenger RNA, 687 nt
Organism: Oryza brachyantha (malo sina)
Lineage: Eukaryota; Viridiplantae; Streptophyta; Magnoliopsida; Poales; Poaceae
Product: protein kish
Exons: 4
Coding region: 12-392 (126 amino acids)
Biological process (GO): intracellular transport; protein secretion
Source: RefSeq, a predicted model, not a curated record